Molecule: messenger RNA, 684 nt
Organism: Aspergillus brunneoviolaceus CBS 621.78
Lineage: Eukaryota; Fungi; Ascomycota; Eurotiomycetes; Eurotiales; Aspergillaceae
Product: GNAT family N-acetyltransferase
Exons: 1
Coding region: 1-621 (206 amino acids)
Molecular function (GO): acyltransferase activity, transferring groups other than amino-acyl groups
Source: RefSeq, a predicted model, not a curated record
AUGCCCACCCCCACCCCCACCCCCACCUCUCCAAUCCUCACCUCGACCCCGCGCCUGCACAUCUCCCUCCUCUCCCCCACCCCAACGCACAGCACCUUCCUCCACCACCUCUGGACGAGCCCAGACUUCACCACCUCCUGCGGCCCCUCGCCCUUCAAAACCUCCGACGACGCUACAGCCUUCCUCACCAACCGCCUGCAAAGCAUCUACACCACCUCCAACUACCAGCGCGGGAUCUUCCUCCUCUCCCGCCGACCGCACCCCACCGCCCCGCUCGCCGGAAGCGUCCCCAUCGGCACCAUCUCCCUGAUGCAAGGCGCCCCGCCCGACGGAUACAGUGUCCCCGACAUCGGGUUCAGCGUGCUGCCCGAGGAGAGCGGGAGGGGGUAUGCGACCGAAGCCGGGCGGGCGAUGGUGGAGUAUGCCUGCACGGAAUUGGGGGUGGACGGGGUGUUUGGGUUCUGUGAUGUGGAUAACGCCCGGAGUCGGCGGGUGUUGGAGAAGAUCGGGUUGGAGUUUCGGGGGGAGAGAGCGUUGAAGGUGUUUGGUGGGAAGAGGAGUGCUGCUUAUGCUUUGCCGGGGAUGGCCAAGGAUUUGGGGGUUUAUGGGGUUGAGGGUUGAGUUAAUCUAUUUCCUUUCCGGAGAGGGGGGGUUUGAGGAAUUGUGGUGUGGUUUUGGGGCUAC